Messenger RNA from Oryza brachyantha (malo sina), 5337 nucleotides. RefSeq lists its product as uncharacterized. The record is from RefSeq and is a predicted model, not a curated record. Gene Ontology annotation, cellular component: endoplasmic reticulum tubular network. The coding region runs from base 59 to 4684 and encodes 1541 amino acids. The transcript is spliced from 11 exons. Gene Ontology annotation, biological process: endoplasmic reticulum tubular network organization. NCBI's taxonomy places the organism in Eukaryota, Viridiplantae, Streptophyta, Magnoliopsida, Poales, Poaceae.
GUGCAAAACGACUCCCUUCCUUCCUUCCACGCGAAAAAAGAGAGCACCGCCGGAUCGGAUGGCCGCCGCCGCCGGUGACCCCUCCGUAGGCUUCUUCUCCGCCGUCUGGUUCCGCCUCCGCACCGCCGCUUGGCGCCGUCGGCAAGACGACGACCACGACGGUCGAAACGAUGAGGAAGCCGUGCUGCGUUCGCGCCUUGUCAAGCGAGCGGCGGCUGCUCGGCGGCUCGCCUUCGUCUCCUUCAACCUCGAGGUACUGGUGUUUGUUUAUGCUUUCUGGAGGGCCAGGAGGCGCAAUUUGAGCUGGAGGCAGCCCAUUCAAGCGCUGCCCGUUCUUGUCAUCCCUGCUCUAGCUACACUUAUCUAUGCCGCCUUCGUUCGCUUCACCAGAAGACUUGAUAUCAAGGACCAUACAAGGCUUAAAAGUCUUCAGGAGGAGAAGCAGGCAAGUGAAGAUGUAUCAAGGAAGUUUAACCAGAACGACCUAAUCAGUGGACAGAACUGUGACAAUGUAGGUGAUGCCAGUAAUUGUUUGCCGGAAAAUGAUUCAAACAGAACUUUUUUGCCACCAACUCAUUCAGCGACCAAAACUUCUAAGACUAAGAAACGCCGCCAGCCAAGUAUUAGCUCAAGGGGUGAUGGUGAAACUGACAUGUCUUGGGGUCAUAGUAAGGAUUUCCAGCCGAUGCCCUCAGAUGGCCUACGGAAGAGAAGAACAUACACAACUAAUAGCAGAGCUACAGAAAGCAUCGAGGAAAAGAUUCAGAAUACAAUGUCAUCUAAUGUCACAGAUUCCAGCUUUGGCAUGGAGUUUCCUGAAUUAAGUGAUUCUGAUGUUGUUUACAGUCAGGCGAACAUCAUAAAAACAAGUUCAGCACCAUUGAUCAGGUGUCAAGAAAUGCUUCCCAGAGAUGGGAAUGAAGAAGUACCAGCUGUCUCCACACAUUUAAAUCAGCACGGUGGUGCCCACGAUUCCACCGAAGAUACUGUUUGCUCUCCUCUUGAUUACAGGAACUUUUCUGAACCUUUUACAAUAGUAAAGCUUGCUGAACCUCAAACUGUUCAUCAGGAAUCACCUAUAGGAGGUGGUGAAGACAAAGUCAUCAAUAGAUUGUUGGAUACUGUGAACACUAAUUUCAACUCUAGCGAGGAGAAUCUCAUAUGUUCAUUUCGGUCUCAUGAUAGUCUUUUUGAUAGAGAAGAUGACGCAUGCUUAACUGAACAUGGGAGACCAUCCUUGCUGACUGCUUUCGGAGAACUUCCUGUCGAAAUCAGUGAGGAAAACUCACUAUCUCAACCAGAAAAGCUGGAACCUUAUCCAGUUUCUAUUAACGAAGCUCCUGCUUCUCCAUCUGACUACACUGUUUAUUAUGGUAGCUUAAAGGAUGUGAGCCCCAGCCCAUCUGAUCCAGUGCUAUCUGCAUCAGAAAACUUUGAAAAGGUUUCCAUCAAAGAUGGCAAGGAGGAAUCAUUGCUUAAGCCACAGAAAUCAGCAGCUCUGCAAACAGAUACUUUCACUCCAGAGAAGUUACCUGCUACACAUGCCAUUCAUGACAGUAGAUUGAUAGUUAAUCCUGAUGAGGGUACCAAUGCACUUGCUUGCAUCUUUACUAAUGCAAACAUCAAUGCAGCUCUUGUGAGUAUUAAUGCAGGUAGUCCUAGAUUGAAUCUUCCAGUCUGUGAAGAGUUGCGUCGUGAGGAAUUUGAGGAUCCUGAGGCGAGCUUCUCAUCCUCUGCUGAGUUACUGAUGAAGGGUGAUGAGGAUGCCAGGGAAAAAGAACCAUGUCAAUUCAACGGGGGGGAGGGAAACGAUGUACUCAUCUGUUCAGAGGAGGAAGCUCUGCUGGUUCCGCUUGUAGUCAGUACUACUGAACAGUACGUAAAAACUUCAGGUUUCCCUUUAUGCUGUCAAGAUGCCGAUAUGAUGGAAGUUCCUAGAAUUGUUGCAGCUAAUCCUGAAUUGAAAAACUCAACAUGUCGAGAGGUACUCACAAAUAAUGACGAGGUCUCAAAGGAGGAAUUAUCGUAUGGCUUGCACCUAAAGGAGACGAAUGAUCUACAUUUUAAUUUGGAGAAGGAUGAUUUUCUGCAUCCAUCUGUAGUUGAUACCGAUGAACAUUCAUUAGCUACAUCCGAUUUUCUUUUAUCCAAUGAAGGAAUAGAGACAACCAUUACGAAAGCUCAUGGGGCUCUCAAGAAAAGUUCGUCUGAAUCACAAGGUGAAGGGUAUAACCCUAUAGAGGCUGUUGUCGACCCUUCAUGUGAUGAUAGUAACACUCAGGAUGUGAUAAAUAGUGUAAUGCCUGCAAAUUUUGUUCCCGAUACCAACAUGAGGGGCAGUUUUCAAGUUGGCCAGGAGAAGACUCUGGAAGCAUUUUCUAAUCAGCUCGACAAAAGAACUUGUAAUUUUGAAGGGAUCUUAUUAUCUUCAAGUGAGAUCAAUAAUGAUAUAUUUUAUUCAAGCGGCUCAAGUUCUCACCUUUUACAUGCCAGUUCUGUGGAAGACAAUGCACCCUCUUCUGUUCAAGGUAAACUUUCUGAGUCCAAAGAUGAAACGGCUUCUGCUUUUGUGGAUACCCCUACCUUUCUAGAUGAGGUUACGAGAUCAGAAAAUUGGACGAAUCACUCCGGAUCUUCUCAAUGUAUUCCAGACAGAACUGAGAUUCAAUCAAUUCAUGAUGGCAAACAAGUUCCAUAUGAAACAUUACAUGGAAUUACUUUCGGUGGAGACGAAAGUUUCAUAUCUCCAGAAGAGAGCAUAAAUUCUGAAAAAUAUUCACUCUAUUCCAGAUCAUCCUCAUGUGUUUCAGAGGUUAAUAUGAUGUAUGCUCCCGGAGGUGGUGCAUCAUCUGAACCAGAAAAUAGUCAUAUUUUCAGCUUGGAUGAUAAGAAUGGCAUGAUGUUUCACAGUGUGAACAGUACAGAGAAUUAUGAAAAUAGCAUUAGGUCUGUUGAAUUUAUUCCAGAAACUGACAUGAUAAAAACUCUUGAUGUUGCUGGCGAAUCAAUGGCUGGUUUAUUACAUGAAGUUCCAUCCAGCGUUGUUGAUGGUUUCAUAACUCCAGAUGUCAAUUUGACUGGAUGUUUAGGGGGUGGUCAGCAAGGAACUCAUCUAAAACAAGAAGAAACCACUUUAUGUUUUGAGAAUCUUUACAUGGCUUGCCAGGAUACCAAUUCCGAAGACCAUUUUACCAAUUUGGGGUCUCGAGAUAUUCCAGAUGCUAGUAUUUCAGAAAAUUUUCUAGUUGAAGAGAGAUUAUCUUCUGAUAGGCUUCAUGAUGGUAUCUUCAGUACCAAGGGGUCUUUAAUAUCUAUAGAUGAUGGCAACAAUGCUGGUUCAAAUAAUUCACCAUGUGUUUUGCAUAACGCACAUAUCAACAAAAAUCUCUUGGGUCUUCAAGAAGGCUCAUUCAACCCACAAGAUGGACCUACAAUGACUUCCAUUUCUCGAAAUAAGGUCAAUAUUGCUGAAAAGCCUGCAUGCUUCUCUCCAGAAGAAUCCAUGGUUGCAGAUCUACAAGAUACCAACAAAACAACGUCAGUUCCAAGAGAUGGAAACUCUUCAAGUUUUUCAGGGGCUUGUAAUUUUUUAGAUGAGUCAAAUAGUUCAAUAAAUCAUCCAUACUACUCAAGAUCCACAUCACCUAUGCCUGAAUGUAACCUGAUAGAAAUUCCUGAAGCGUCCUGGGGAGAAACAGUUGAACCAGAUGACGACAAUUCCUGUAGUUUUGAGGAAACUUUGACGUCUGGAAUCUCUUCAAAUAACCAUAGGUCUCCUUUAUAUAACUGCAAGCAGGAAGUUGUAGUAUCAUCAGGAAAAGGAUCGACUGAUCCUGUACUGGUUGAUGUUCAUAGUUUUGAUAUGAUUCCUGUUGGUGAAGAGCAGACAACCAUAAUUAAGGAAGAAUUCAAGUAUGGUAAAAGUUUUUCAAGCAAACCAGGAUUGUUUUCAUGUGAUCCAAAGGAUAAUUGCAUCAUAAACCCUGAAAAUUUUGACAAAAGAUCUUUUGAGACUCAUUAUCAGGAAGGACCAGAAAUUGCUGUUAGUUUGGCAGGGAUGCCCUUCUUUGUAGAUACUAACUCUGAAGCUGAAAAGGAGCAUGACAAUACCAGAUGCUCUUCUUCUCAUGCUGAAUUCAACAUUGCGGAGGCUCCCAAAGAACUGUCUAUAGAUGCUGAAAAUAAAGUUUUCCCCAAGGGCGUAGAAGUACACAAUUGGCAUUGCAUGGAUAAGGAACCAAAAGACGGUAGAUUGGAUGAUGUAAAAGAGGAUUUAGUUGACUUGGAUGAGGACCAUGAGAAUAACCCCAUUGUUCUUCCCGAGGUGGCUGGAAAAAUUACUGCUCUUUCACCAAUGCCGUCCCUAAAACUUUAUGCAAAAGAUGCUUCUUCGAGGGAUUCAUCAGUGGGAGUAACGAAUGAUUUUGAAGUGGCACGAGCAGCAGGGCUUCGGCAAAGGAAACAAGUACUCACAAUCAGUAGUAGCACUGGGAGCAGUACUGUGUCUGAGCUAGCUGACACACAGUGCACUGAACUUGUUGACGAUGUUGUCGAUUCCCUUAGUGCUCCUCUACCUUCAUCAAGUGCUACUACUAUUCAAAAUAUAUCAAAUGGAAUGUCUGCACACUUUUUAAUAGAACAGUUAGCUACCGAUCAGCCUCCUACCAGUAUAGAACAGAUAUGAUGCAGUUCUUGACUAGCCAAGUUGUGUAAACUCUGAUGGUUCUCCAUCCAUGGCGGAGAAAUCCCAUCAGAGAGAUUUUUUAAUCUUAAUUUGGUCUUUUAAAACAAAUCAGCGCUACAUGGCUUCAGAUUCGAGCUUUGAUAGGAGUACUGUACAACAUACAUGUCCCUGAAACUUGAAUAUGCAGAAUUUGCCAUUUUUUCUGUGGAUUAUUGCUUCAGCUCAACGGAAUCUAAAUAUCUGACCCAUUUCAUUUUGACCAAAUGGCAAGGAUAAGUGCAUUUUCCUAUCUUGCGGCAAAGUCGAAUGGUAACUCAAAUAAAGCUUACACUUGGACACUUAUGAAGGAUGAAAUAAUGAAAUGCUACUUUACAAAGGAAGGGCCACAGCUCCCAAGAUGGAUCAGCAGCAGCAAUCUUUCUUCUGCAACCAAUCACGUUGCUAUGCUGGAUGUGGGCUUCUGAAUGGCAGUCCAGAUACAGAGAAACUGACUUCAGGAAUUAAAAUAGAGGGGCUUCUCAACUCUCCAGCCUCAGGUCAGACAUCAUAUAUCAGAAUCUCUGGGUUCUUGAAUUUUGAUUAGUUUUUGAAGUAUUGCAUUCUUCUGCCAUUAAUAUUUUAAGAAUGGGGGUGGGACUGUGGAGUAGUAGUUG